UUGUCGAACACAAGGAAGUGAAAGAAAUCAGAGAGCUCGAGAGAGAAACAACUUAACACAGAGACUGAUAAUUCAUAUUUUUUAGUAAAUAACGCUACAUUAGCUCGUGAGUAAUAUGAGAAACGGUACAUAACGGUUAUUAAUGUCGCCACAGAGAGCAUUAGAUAUGUGAGUUUUAGCUAACAUUCACGUAAUGUGACGAGCUAACAGCUAACAUUACUGUAACAGUUAUAACUUACCACUCAACAAACAUGUCAGUUACAUGUGCCUGGUCGUUUAUUAAUGGCAGUCGUUUAGCUAUGUUUGACUUUAAUGACUAUAUGUGAUAGUGUAAUGGCUGACAUUACAGACACACCAUGCAGAGAGACACCCUCGGACCAGUGUCGGACCUUUAGGAAGUUUUUCGCCAGUUAGCUGUCUGUAGUUAUUAACAGUGUCUUCAAUGGAGAGAAGCAGCGAGGAAGAGGCAGCUCCUGAUAAAGAGGAUGGAGAGCAGGCAGCCGGCAGGACUGUGAUGCCAGGCAGGUCGGAGGAUGAAGAAGUGGGAGUGGCACCUUCAAUAACAUCCACAGGUGGAGUACCAGACCCUUCCACGGACAUGUUGGCUCUGAGGCUGUGCAGAGAGCUUGUGUACCAGGAUCAGGAGAACUCAGACAGGGAGGCUGGACCGACGAUGUCAAGCGGUGUGAUGUCUGAGAGCCAAACAGAAGUUGUUGAGCCAGAGAGGGAUGCUCCCUCUGUGUCUCCCUCCAGCCUCAUGGACACCUGUGCUCCCUCCAUAUCAAGCCUCUCCUCCUCUUACUUCCCCACCCAUCACCAUGCCAAUUUUUCCUCAUCCUCAUCUUCUUCUUCCUCUGCUGUGUGUCUGACUCCACCUUUGCCUCCCUCUGUGGAGCUCCCAGCUGUGUUGACUGAUACAAGGCUGACCCUGGAUGUGUACCAGGGAGGAGCAGCUGCACUGCCUCUGCUUUGGGGGUCCGUCCCGGAGCAGCUGAGGGGGCUCCAGUACCUGAGACUGGGCUCUGAGGAUAAAGCAGCCCUGGAUGGUGCUCUGGAUGUCCUGCACCAUCUGACAGAGCUGCGUUCACUGGCUGUUCGGGGACACUGUUUUUAUGACUCGCAAGGUGACCCACUGCCUGGCCUCCUCACCACUUUGCCCACAUCUGUUUCCUCCCUCUCUCAUCUGGUUCACCUGGAUCUCUCCUUCAACCAGCUCUCCUGUCUGCCGUCCUGCCUUCUCAGCUUGCCCGCGCUGUCCUCUUUGCUCCUCUGUCACAACCACCUCUCAGCUUUGCCUCCUGAUAUAGGCCAGCUGUCCUCCCUCACCUACCUCUCCCUCCUGGGGAACAAGCUGGUCUCUCUUCCCCCGAGCCUGGGUCAAAUGAAAGCGCUGCAGACACUGGAUAUUUCACACAACCUCCUUCAGCAGCUACCUGAUGAAAUUGGUUGUCUGGGGGAGCUUCUGAAACUGGAAUUGUCUCACAACAAGCUGAAGCAACUACCAGAGAGCAUGGGCUCCCUUGUCGCCCUCAGGGAGCUUGUCAUCUACAGCAACGACCUCCGUGUGAUCCCACAUUGUCUGAACAAACUACCUCUGCUGAAAAUAGAUGUGCGUGACAAUCCUUUGGGACGUCCUCCAACCCCUCCUCCUCUCCCUCCUACACCUGAUCGAGCAGAAACAAAAAUUCAAGAGUUGCACCUUGGAUAUAAUCAGCACAGUUUCUGUGUUUCGUCUGCUGGGUGUCAUGUGUUUCUCCCAGGGGGGGCUGAGCUGCUGUUCCCCCCGGGGUGCCUGGCGACAACCACAAGACUGGAGUGGGUUGAGAUAAGGCCGGAGAGGAAGUGGGUGUGGCUGGAGGAGCAUGACGUGUUGCUGAGUCUUCCACUGGAACUUCGUCCUCAUGGAAUUACAUUUCUAAAGCCUGUGGAGGUGUGUGUGUCAUAUCAUCGCACAAGAAGAAGGGAGGUGGUGGUGCAGAGGUUUGACGGACAGUCAUGGAGCACUCUGCCCACUGUUCUGAGGAGGGGAAGCGAGAGCCACAGUAGCCACCCUGGUGGACGUCCAGCAAGGCUGGCCUGCUGCUCGGUGAGACAGUUCUCCUGGUUUAUGGCAGUGUCUCGCCCAGUAAAGGACAGUUGCUCUGUCACACCAGCUGGCGCUCUGCUGGUAUCCAGCACCGACCCUGGAGUUAAGCUCCACUUUCCUCCAGACUCCACUGUGCAGACCCGCGUCAUAACCUUACAGGUGCUGCAGGUGUCUGUGUCAGAGGUCCAGACACUGUGUGGUGAUCCUCAGGCCACAGUUAGCCCUCUCCUCUGCCUCUCUCAGACUCCCAGCAUAGAUUUCCUGCAGCGUGUCAAAGUUCAGAUCCCUCUGCCAUCUGGAGUCACAGGCCAUACAGUCGAUAUGUCCUGUUUGCAUCUGCUACACGGAGAUCCCACUGCCCAAACCUGGACUGACAUUACAUCGCAAGUGUCUCUCUACGUCACCCAUUUGUAUGCCAUUUUCUACAUCACACAUUUCUCCUGGUACUGGCUGUGGUACACGACUCAGCGCUGUGUCAGUGGGGUGGUCAGGAAGAUUUAUCAAAAGCUUAAACAGUUUAGAGUUCAGUUUCUCGUCCUCCAGAGGAAGACUGAUCCUUCACAAGUUAUGCUGCAGUGUUUACCUGCUAACAAGGUGGACAGCAGAGUGCAGUCUUUGUCAGAGCAAUAUGAUGGACCUCAGCCUUCAGACCUGUGUGAAAUGCUGGAAGGAGAGCAGUUCUUCGCCGGCUUUGAGAGAGGCUUGGAUAUCAGCACAGAGAGACCAGACUGUGUGGCGGGAAGACUGUGUUUUGAGUUUUACUCCAGCCUGAAGAAUCUGAAGGAAGUCUACAUCUGUCCAGCUCAGGGUCAGAAGGUGCCAGUGAGGGGACAAGUAUCUUUUUAUAGAGGGGAGAUUCCCAGCGAUCUGCCAGAGGAAGUGGUGAGGAAGAGGAAAGGACUUGACAGCCAGUGGCUUGCAACUUUACCACUUAGACUUCCUGCUCUAAACUCAGACAAUAACUACGUCAUGGAGGAGAUCCAGUAUCCUCCUCUGAACCUGGGUGACCCUGAGAGCGGCUACCUGACAGAGGCCAACCUGCUGUCCAUUUCUCUUCAGAUCGGACAGGACUGGCGUGUUAUUGGAAUCAAUCUUGGCUUAAGCUACCAGGAGCUAGACCGCAUCCAGUUCAAGUACAGGGACAAUCUGGGAGGCUUGGUGCUAGACAUGCUGUUCCACUGGGCCCGAGGACAGAAGAACGCAGGACCAGGAGCGGCGUCACGACUGGUGGCAGCUAUGAUCGAGAGCGGCAGGAGAGACCUGGCAGAGGAGAUUGAGGACAUCGUCAGUAUAGGAAGGAGAAAGUACUCAGAGUCAUUGAGGAGGGUGGGCCUGGAAGCAGAGAGCUCCUCUCUCUGUGACGCACAGCAGUAGAUAAACCCAUGCUGGGUGCAGAUGGCUGACUUACACUUGAGUAACCUGUUUGUUUACAGUGUGCCCCCAUCAUCUCAUCCUGCUGUCUAAACAAGUGUCCUGGAGUACAAAAAAUCUAUCUUAACACAAUCAUGAUCGCCAGCUGGCAGCACCUUUAAGAUGACCCACAGGAGACAGGUGAAAUGGAUGGACUGCAUAAAAAUGAUGGCCUCAGGCUUGUUUUUUUUCCACUUUCUACUUUUUAAAAACUGUUUCAGUAUGCAAGACAAUCCUGUGGAAGCCAGGAAGAGAUAAAAAUGUAUUAAGCUAUAUAGGAUGAAAAUAAAACUACUCAUGUUAAGUCAAAAUGA
Molecule: messenger RNA, 3810 nt
Organism: Epinephelus fuscoguttatus (brown-marbled grouper)
Lineage: Eukaryota; Metazoa; Chordata; Actinopteri; Perciformes; Serranidae
Gene: pidd1
Product: p53-induced death domain protein 1
Exons: 15
Coding region: 443-3460 (1005 amino acids)
Biological process (GO): DNA damage response; apoptotic process; signal transduction
Molecular function (GO): protein binding
Source: RefSeq, a predicted model, not a curated record